Messenger RNA from Thamnophis elegans (Western terrestrial garter snake), 608 nucleotides. It is a transcript of the gene MLN, whose product is annotated as motilin. The record is from RefSeq and is a predicted model, not a curated record. The coding region runs from base 1 to 372 and encodes 123 amino acids. The transcript has 4 exons. Gene Ontology annotation, molecular function: hormone activity; motilin receptor binding. Lineage: Eukaryota; Metazoa; Chordata; Lepidosauria; Squamata; Natricidae. Gene Ontology annotation, cellular component: extracellular region.
AUGGUUCCAAAGAAGGUGAUAACUAGUCUUCUGCUACUCUACCUAACGGCCAUGUUGGCUAAAGAGAGUGAAGGGUACCUUGCCUUCUAUAGCCGUGAAGAUUUCAGAAGAAUGCAGGAGAAAGAAAAGAAUCAAGCCCAGAAGAAAUCACUUGACACAAGAGAUUUUGUUGAAUUUGCAGAAGAUGAAGGGCAAGUUAUCAAGGUGAUUGCUCCAGUGGAAAUUGGAAUACAUCUGAAUUCCAAGCAGCUGGAAAAGUACCAAGAUGUCUUGAAGGAGCUCCUGACAGAGAUGUUGUCAGAUACCAAGAAUGGCACUACAGAAAUCUUAAAAUUGGCUUUUCUCUUUCCUUGGAAGUUAUCUAAGUCCUGAGAUUUCAGAAAUAAAUUUGCCUUGUGUCACAUUUUUAUAAGAUCACAAUGAGUCAAGCUGAUGUCUUCACAGAAUUAAUUCACAAUAAUGGCUUUUGGCUGUUUCAUCUCUGUAGCUAACCAAUAUUCUAAGAAUUAGAAGACUGGAAGAUUUUCUGCAAAUAUACAAGAGUCAAUUUACUGGAAAUGCUAUUGUAAAGCACUGUACUGCAAAAUAACAAUGUGUAUGCAAACUAA